UAUCACCUUGUUUUUGUAUUUCAUGUUUUCAAAUAAUCUAAGUGAAUUGUAAAUAAAUUAUCCAACAAAAUUAAAAAAUACUCUGUAAUCAAUUUACAUUUAUUUAGAAAAUAAUUUAAUUGUGAGAACAGAUAUUUAAGUUUAAAAUGUUUAAAAAACGUAAGAUUAUACAAAAUCAGAGAAAAAAAGCGGUUUUUGAGUGUGAAAGCAGUGAUGAAGAAUCUGCAGUUGUUAUUAAUGAAAAGCGACAAAAAAGAUCAAACCCAUUAAUUCAAAGUACUCUAACUAAAAAAUUGAAAACUAUUGAUACUACUAAUGAAUCUUCUGAAAGUGACCUGGAAUCAGUUACUGUUUCAUACCGUUCUAAAAUGGAUUCUGAAAUGAGUGGACCCAAAGAUAUGGGUGCUACAGCAACAGUUGAAAUUGAUACAGAACUUGAUAGAGAUGCUCAAGCAAUUUAUGAACGAUCAUUACAAGUAAAUAAAGAACUUAAAGGAAAAGAAGAUGAUAAAGUUUACAGAGGUAUCGCUAAUUAUACACAAUAUUAUGAAAAAAAAGAUACAGCUCUUGGCAAUGCAUCUAGUGGAAUGGUACGUAAAGGACCUAUUCGAGCUCCAACAAAUUUACGUUCAACAGUACGCUGGGAUUAUCAACCUGAUAUAUGUAAGGAUUACAAAGAGACGGGUUUUUGUGGUUUUGGAGAUAGUUGUAAAUUUUUACAUGAUAGAUCAGACUAUAAAUUUGGCUGGCAAUUAGAAAUGGAAACUAACCAGACAUGUAAUUCUGAUGGAGAUGAUGACCCAUCAAAAUAUGAAAUUAAAGAUGAUGACAAUGAUGAUUGUAUACCAUUUAAAUGUUUGAUUUGUCGAAUGUCAUAUGUAAAUCCUGUUAUGACCAAGUGUAAACAUUACUUUUGUGAGAAAUGUGCUUUAUCCCAUUUUAAGAAAAGUACCAAAUGUUUUGUUUGUGAAAAACAAACUGGAGGAUUUUUUGACCCAGCCACUGUAAUUAUAGAAAAGCUUAAUGCUUCUAAUUCUGAUGCCAUUCAUCAAUGUCAUUCGGAUGAAGAAUCUGAAUAAUAAAUGUUAUCUGCAUUGUAAUAUUAAUUUUACCAUUACAGUAAAUAGAUUAUGUAAAUAUAUUAUGAACUACUUUAUAAAUUUUAUUCUAUUUUAAA
This is a messenger RNA of Daktulosphaira vitifoliae (grape phylloxera), 1177 nucleotides long. RefSeq names its product E3 ubiquitin-protein ligase RNF113A (gene mdlc). The transcript has a single exon. Gene Ontology annotation, cellular component: U2-type spliceosomal complex. Lineage: Eukaryota; Metazoa; Arthropoda; Insecta; Hemiptera; Phylloxeridae. Gene Ontology annotation, molecular function: metal ion binding. Gene Ontology annotation, biological process: snoRNA splicing. The record is from RefSeq and is a predicted model, not a curated record. Bases 147 to 1079 code for a protein of 310 amino acids.